Acanthopagrus latus (yellowfin seabream) is the source of this 3583-nucleotide messenger RNA. Its product is annotated as protein tyrosine phosphatase type IVA 2-like. Bases 1039 to 1545 code for a protein of 168 amino acids. Gene Ontology annotation, molecular function: protein tyrosine phosphatase activity. Gene Ontology annotation, biological process: protein dephosphorylation. The record is from RefSeq and is a predicted model, not a curated record. Lineage: Eukaryota; Metazoa; Chordata; Actinopteri; Spariformes; Sparidae. The transcript has 8 exons. Gene Ontology annotation, cellular component: nucleus.
UAUUCAUUCGUGUGUGGUUUGACUUCGCUGCCACAACUGGAAUUACGGUGUGAAGCUAAUGUUGCACGAGUUAACAGGGCCGCUUUAGUCGCUGUCAUCUGGCUGCUAUAAAAACCGGCGAAUGCUCUCGUUAGCCUGUUAGCAGCAAGCUAGCGGGCCAUUGUCAGCCAGGACCCAGGAAAGCAGCAGCAUCAUCAUCAAUGGUGUGUCUACAUCCCGGAGCCGUCACAUUUUCCUGUGUCCGCUCAAUGAUCCAUCUCCUCAGCGCUCAUCACAGCUGCACAUGUAUGGCGUUUGCGAAGCUUGGAGGGGAGUUUUGCCAAGCCCAGCACCUGCUGCUUAUUGUGGACAAGUGAACAGGAUAAACCAGCUAGGGGCAAACACUGCCAUUCACCACAGGUACUGCCCUCCUGUUCAACCUUUAUGAAGACAAGCCAACCUUCAGCCUGUCACUUGUCCUGGGGAGUAGGGAAUCCUUCGGUAUUAUCCCGGGAGUUUCCUCACAGCUCUUCUCUUCUCCUGCUGUUCCUUCAAACUUCUACUCUGAUUCGUACAAGUCUUUUCUGAAUGGGCUGAUAGAUUGGAAAGAAGGAAAGGACAGAUCUUUUUAUCCAUCUUUAGAUUUAUUUUUCUCGUGAACUUUGGGUGUCGCCUCUCUAGUCUUUUUUGAUCCCACCCUGCCAGAUUUAGAUUAAGUUUUUAACCAAGCCAAUUUUAGUUUUUCAUUCAUUGCCAAGAAAAGUUCAGAUUUUUAUCCUCCUUUUGAUUAACCAAGAAAUUUGUCUUGUCUUUUUAGUUUUUUAUUCAAACUACUCUUUACCAUCAAAUGAAUAGUUUACUUCAUUUUCUGAUUAAUCAUUUAGGUGUAUUAAUUAGUGAAUUGUAAGGCCUAAUUUUUCUUCUAAUAAGAUUAUUUUAGAAAAAUCAGAAUUCUUUCACUGAAAUUCAUUUAAAGACUCUGUCUGUAACUCCAUUCUUUGAAGUACAGUACUUUUCUGAUCUUUUUUUCUAAAUUCAUAAACCUCUAAAAAUCUAAAAAUGAACCGACCGGCUCCAGUGGAGAUCACUUACGACUGUCUGAGAUUCCUCAUCACGCACAACCCCACCAACGCACAACUGGGAAGGUUUAUAGAGGAUCUAAAGGCAUAUGGAGUAAACACCCUGGUGAGAGUGUGUGCUGCUACAUAUGACAAAGCACCAGUGGAACAAGAAGGCAUACAAGUCCUCGAUUGGCCCUUUGACGAUGGUUCCGCCCCCCCAGACCAGGUGGUUGAUGACUGGCUGAACCUACUGCAGAUGAAGUUCAGAGAGGAGCCUGGCAGCUGUGUGGCUGUGCACUGUGUCGCUGGAUUAGGACGAGCUCCCGUGUUGGUGGCACUGGCUCUAAUUGAGUGUGGGAUGGAAUAUGAGGAUGCUGUGCACUUCAUCAGACUGAAGCGUCGUGGAGCGUUCAACUCCAAGCAGCUGCUGUACCUGGAAAACUACAAAGCUAAAUUGUGUCUUCGCUCCAAAGAUGCCAACGGACAGAGCUGCUGUAUACAGUAGGAAUCCACAACUUCCCCUACAUCUUCAGUGCAGCUUCAUUGGAGACUUUGGUUUUUUGAUGUUAAAUGGAAAGUUGACAUGUUUGGGUAAAAUGAUAAGUUGAUGUAACAGCCCCUGAAAAUUAUUCAAAGCACCAAGUAUUCAAGGACCUCAAGGCAAGCUUCUGAAAAUCUUAUGAAAAGAUUAACAUCUUCUGUUUUCACAUCAUAAAUGAAGUAAAAAUUGGAUAUGUAAAAGCUUUUUAUUUGCUCUCCUUGACCUGUAACCUUAAUAUGUAGCAAAAAUACUUUGUCCAUUAGAAAGGAACCCCACGGUCAAGCAAAAGUAAAUCUGUUUGUCAUCAAAAUCACUGUGUAAUCAAAAGGUCACUCCCUCAGUUCACCGUUGGAGGUGCAGCUAUGAUACAUAGUUGUCUGUAUGUGCUUCCAGAGGCAUGCUGGCUAAUUGCACAUCAACCCACCCAGUGGUGGUUCAGAUGUAUAUGCUUAUUCCAAACUUUGGCUUACUGGAAAAGGCAAUGCCCUGAAGCCAGAAUGUGGGACAGAUGAAAAGUGAACUUAGGAAGCAUACAAUGUUAAAGAAGUGUAUUUAAAGGAGAUUAAAAGUUUAAAAUAAUUUUAAAAAAUGUACUCUCACUUGCAAAUGUGAUGUAUAAUGUAUUAAAGAGCACUACAAUCUACCUACCUAUUGUAUAGUAUGUCCCAAGUCUGAGUCAUAGAAGCACAGCCUGCUUCACUAGAACAAACUUGUGUUGACUGUAAUUGUUUGACACUGUCUGUCAUAAUGUCAUCAAGGCAAGUGCACCACCAUGUUGAAAAUUCAUAUGGUUAAUAAUUGAACACUGAAAGGUUUUGAUAGAUUUUCCUGUUAGCUGUCGAGCUUUAAGAACAAACAAUCAUUCAUGAGCCCCAGUGCGUCAUACCUCUUCUUCAGCAUGCAAGUAGUCUACAAGCAGUGUAUGAUGGAGUGGCAGUAUAGAGAGUGUGACAGUAGUGUUUCUGCCAUAGACUGUGUAAAGGGAGCAGAUGUUGGGAUUGUUACAUCACCCAUCGGUUUUUGGACUGCCAUUUUGAGGCAUGGAGUUUGGCAUUAAAGCCAUUGUCGUCUUGUUUUUUUUUUGCCAGAAUGGUUCACAUUUGGAUGAGAGGGUGGAUCUGACUGAGAGCACUAUGCAUUGUGGUUGGGAUUUGUCAAUUACGAGGUAGCCAGUUCCUAAAGCUUGCCCCAUUUUAACAUCUAUUUAACUUCAAAUGGGACUGUAAUUUACUAAAAUGAACAUCAUUCUUAAUUUAAUUAGUCUUCAACGUAGAGAUUGAGUGCAUAAACCCAUUAGGAAAAUGUUUACUGAGCUAAUCAAUCCAGUGAGAAGUAGGGUCAUUUCCACAGACUUCUAUACAAUCAGACUUCUUUUUGAAACCGUUGCCCCCAGCUGGCCAUUAGAAAAAAAUGUAGGUUCAAUGCACUUAGACAUUGGCUUCACAUUUCUUACCCAGUGGCUACGUUCCCUUCUUUAUACAGUCUAUGCUUCCCACUAACAAUUUGCAUGCUAUAACAGCCCAAAAUAUAUUCUUGAAUGAUGGUAGGCUCUAUGCAAACACAUGAGCACUUACUAUUUAAGAUGGUAAAGAUAUUAGUUUUCAAGUGACCUCUGGUGCCCCUGUUAAAUUGGCUAAUGGGACAGUCUGCUGAAUACUUCCUGUGUUCCUGUUACAACCCCUGUUGAACAGGACUGUGGAUCCAACAUGGCUGCCACUGAAACCUUCGUGGCCAUAGUACUUGUCUCUCUCUGGUUCUGUACUUACCUAGCUGUCUGGUCAGCUGUUGUGUUCGUAAGAUGCUGUUAGUCUUGUGACGUUGUUAUUUUUUCUAUAGGUUUUAUUUUCCCUGUACCUUUUUAACUAUUUGUACUUGUUAUUUAUUUAUUUAUUUAUUCAUGUAUUUAUUUGUUUAUUUAUUCCACAGUGUUUCUUUGUGACAUGUCUUUCUGCUUGGAAAUAUCUGUCAGUCUUCUUAGAAAAUUAAAGUGUUUAAGUACUGU